AAAAUGUCGGCCCCCUGGAUCGCCCUAGACCCUCGCUGGCUGCGCCCACUCCUCACCCUCGCAUUUCUGACGACGCUCAUUCACGCACAAUGCGAACUGCCGGCGCACUGGCGGGGAGGCUGGUUCCAGAGCGGCGCCAGGGAGGUCAUUUCCAUCACCAGGGCAGAGUUCUCCUCGAAAGGCCUCUGUCUCAAGUCCUCCGGCGAGAAGUUCCUCUUCAAAGACAGAACGGAAGGAUGUUUCCGAUGUGUCGUGAUAAGCGAAAAACACCCUAAUAUCCUUCAGUACAAAGAAACUCUAUGUGAGAACAUCAACGACCUGGCAGAGCUGUGCGCGCUGAUCACUGGCGAUGCUCUACUCUACUCGAUGUUUCGCCGCGACGCCCGCCCUGUGCCCUGCCAGUUCAAGGGCCCGCUGACCUUCGGGUACCAGAGGGGGCAUGGGCAGUGCAACUCGCCCGCCUCGACCAUCGACUCCUGCACGAGUGAGAGUCGACUGCUCUUCAAGUACCAGGCGUGUCCGGAUGUUCAGGGCACGGAGAGUUCGGUGCAGGAGGUCGAGUGCAUCGGCCAUUGGAAGGAGGGCUCGACGCGAUACUUCGUGGGGCGUCUCGAAGGGCGUCGCGCUGACGAGGACCGCUACCGUUGCUUCGCGUGGGAGAGGGCGAGGGAGGCCGACAGCCGCGUCGAUUAUCACAUGGCACUCUCGGGGGAUGCCACGUGCAACGGCGUCUUCUCCGCUCACGAUGGGUCGACGACGCUCAAGAUCAAGAAAGCAGGCAGUUACAGCGGGUGCGAGUUUCCCUCUUGGGUGACGGGCCACCGCCGCUGGCACGCCCUCGACAAGGGUGCCUCCUACUCCGUGGCCCAUCACAACACCACACUCAAGCUGCACCACGCCCACACGUCCCGCGCCCAACCCACGCCCCUAGGACUCACUGAUCAGGAAGCGGACAAGCACCCCACCCUCGACGCCCUCAUACCAACAGAGUGA
Penaeus monodon (black tiger shrimp) is the source of this 993-nucleotide messenger RNA. RefSeq lists its product as uncharacterized. Bases 4 to 993 code for a protein of 329 amino acids. The transcript is spliced from 7 exons. The record is from RefSeq and is a predicted model, not a curated record. NCBI's taxonomy places the organism in Eukaryota, Metazoa, Arthropoda, Malacostraca, Decapoda, Penaeidae.